This is a messenger RNA of Centruroides sculpturatus (bark scorpion), 2563 nucleotides long. It is a transcript of the gene AcCoAS, whose product is annotated as acetyl-coenzyme A synthetase, cytoplasmic-like. Bases 245 to 2296 code for a protein of 683 amino acids. Lineage: Eukaryota; Metazoa; Arthropoda; Arachnida; Scorpiones; Buthidae. Gene Ontology annotation, molecular function: acetyl-CoA synthetase activity; AMP binding. The record is from RefSeq and is a predicted model, not a curated record. The transcript is spliced from 16 exons.
UAACGAUUUUACGCCAGUUCGUUUACUCCGUUCGUACAGUACCUCUUCCCAACGGAAGCAUUGAAAGGCGUAUCCUUUUGUUCGGCGAUCGUAUCAGGUUGUGAGAAAACACUUACGUCAUAGAACGGUAUAAAAACAGACAAGCGGCGCUGCUAGCUUCAUUCAUCGUUUCCUACUUACUUGUGUUUGUAUCUGUAUCGUCGUCGUCGCCGCCGGGUGGAGUCGAAUCGCGUCCGAAUCCAACAUGGAGGUUGCUACCGAAAGCAUGAUCGAUAAAAUUUAUUUUCCUAACAAGAAUAUCGAGAAAAAUGCUUACGUUUCGAGCUUUAAAGAAUACAGUCACAUGUACCAGACGUCGAUUAACGAUCCCGAAACGUUUUGGGGUGAUAUAGCUAAACAGUUUCACUGGAAUUCCUUUUGGAAAAAAGAUUUCUGCACUUAUAAUUUUAAUGUGGAGAAGGGUGAAAUCAGCAUACGCUGGAUGGAUGGUGCUUCCACUAACAUUUGUUAUAACGCGCUGGAUCGUAACGUGGAGAAAGGCUACGGUGACGAGAUAGCUUUUUUCUGGGAAGGAAAUGAUCCUGGUGACACCAGAAAAAUUACAUAUAAAGAAUUACUACAAGAAGUGUCUAAAUUUGCAAAUGUUCUAAAAUUGCAAGGAAUUAAAAAAGGUGACAGAGUUGCUAUAUAUAUGCCAAUGAUUAUUGAAUUGGUAGUAGCAAUGUUGGCAUGUGCCAGAUUAGGAGCAAUUCACUGUAUAGUAUUUGGAGGAUUCUCAUCUGAUUCCCUGACUGAAAGAAUAUUAGAUGCAAAAUGCACACUUCUCGUUACAGCAGAUGGGGUGUGGAGAGGAACAAAAUUGGUAAAUCUUAAAAAUAUAGUGGAUGAUGCCAUUGAAAAAUGUAAAGAUAAAGGACAUAGUUUAAUUGCUAAUAUUGUUGUACGCCAUCUAAGUCCACCAUCAGAGAUAAAUGGAUGCAAUACAAAAGUGUGUCAGCCAGCUAAAAGGCCCACAUAUGAUUUAGAAAUCACAUGGAAUUCAGAAAUAGAUAAAUGGUGGCAUGAUGAAAUGUCUAAUGUAGAUGAAGAGUGCAAGCCAGAAUGGAUGGAAGCAGAGGACCCUUUAUUCAUUCUUUACACAAGUGGAUCUACAGGCAAGCCAAAAGGAGUACUACAUACUACUGCCGGAUAUAUGAUAUAUGCAGCAACAACCUUAAAGUAUGUCUUUGAUUAUCACAGACCAGAAGUUUAUUUCUGUACAGCAGAUAUUGGCUGGAUUACUGGCCAUUCAUAUGUUGUGUACGGACCAUUACUAAAUGGUGCAACUAGUGUUCUUUUUGAAGGAAUACCAACUCAUCCAGAUCCUGGAAGAUACUGGGAUAUUGUUGAUAAAUAUGGAGUUUCUAAAUUCUAUACAGCUCCAACUGCUAUUAGAGCAUUAAUGAAAUUUGGAGAAAAUUAUGUAAAAAGAUAUAAGAGAGACACAUUAAGAGUUUUAGGAACUGUAGGAGAACCUAUCAAUCCAGAAGCAUGGGUUUGGUAUCACAAAGUAAUAGGAAAUGGACAAUGCUCUAUAGUUGACACAUUUUGGCAAACAGAAACAGGUGGUCAUGUGUUAACUCCAUUACCUGGAUGUACACCCACUAAACCAGGAUCAGCAACAUUUCCAUUUUUUGGAGUUAUACCAGCUAUUGUUGAUGAAAAUGGUAAAGAGAUAACUGGACCAGGUGAAGGAUAUUUGGUUUUCAAAAGACCUUGGCCUGGUAUGAUGAGGACUGUGUUUGGAGAUCACAAGAGGUUUGAAACAACAUAUUUUCAGAAAUUUCCUGGUUAUUAUUGUACAGGAGAUGGUGCUAGAAGAGAUGUCGAUGGAUUCUUUUGGAUAACAGGAAGAAUAGAUGAUAUGCUUAAUGUCUCAGGACAUUUGUUAUCCACAGCAGAAGUUGAAUCAGCUUUAAUAGAACACAAAGCAGUAGCAGAAUCUGCAGUUGUGUCACAUCCUCAUCCUGUUAAAGGAGAAUGUUUAUAUUGUUUUGUUGUUUUAAAAGAGGGACAAAAAUUUACAAAUGAAUUAAUUAAAGAUUUAAUUUUAAAAGUACGUACAAAAAUUGGAGCUUUUGCAGCACCUGAAUACAUACAUCAUGCUAGAGGGUUACCCAAGACACGUUCCGGAAAAAUCAUGAGACGCAUACUUAGGAAGAUAGCAAGAAAUGAUCGUGAUCUUGGUGAUACAAGCACUUUAGCAAACGAAAAUAUUGUCAACGAAUUAUUUGACACACGACCAGCUAAUGCAUAAUCUUUCACCAAUUCUGUAGUUGAUAAAAUUGCCACUUUCUAUUACUGCUUUUUAUCUGCUGUGAUAUGUACAGAAUAGUAACUUCUAGAUCUAAAAAGUUGCAUUUAUUCACUUGCCUUUAAUCAUAUUUAGCAACAUAUGUAUCUGUUGCUAUAUGCAUUUUUUUUUAUAUGCAUAUAAUAUUACUUACCUAUCUUUAAGAUUUUAUAAAUUUUCACUAGGAAUUAUAAAUUUAUACUUAAAAUGAAUUAUUAAAUGAUUAUUUAU